AUGAAGAAAACCCAGGGAAAACGAAGCCCCUGGGGUGGGCCGAGCCUGCCCCCCGAGCCUAAGGAUGGACCUAAGCAGAUCCUUAAAGUGCUCCUCCCUGAAAUGACCAUCCCGGGGGGAGAGUACUUCUCUCGAUUUCCUUUUUUCAUUUCCCCUUUUGUGGGGUCCCCCGUGACUGGUAAAACCCCAGAUCGCCAUAAACCCCCUCAACCUCUUCCCCUUUUUCUGUUUCUCCUUCUCCUCCGUUCGACUCGCGAAGAAGCUCGUGGAAGAGCCGCGAUCCGCCGUCGUGUCGCCUCGCUCCGCCGCGAUGAGAAGGGCUUCCUCCACCCUCGCCCCCUCCUUCCUCUCUCGCGCCCUCGCCUCCUCCUCCUCCGCCUCCGGCCACGACGGCCGCCACCGCCUCCUCCAGGCGGCUCUCUACUGCAGCGGCGCCACCGGCGGCGGCGGCGGCGGAGCCUAUUCCCGGCGCGCCGGCCGCCGCUGGUUCUCCCGCCUCUCGAUUCGCCCCGGGCUGCAUCUCUCGGCAUUGCCGGCGCCGUGUUUGCGGCUUCUGCAGCGUCGGCUGCUCUGUCCGGCGAGGUCCUCGCGAAGGAGCCGCCGUCGCCCGAGGUGGUCCCGAAGGAGGUCGUGCUCUACCAAUACGAAGCUUGUCCCUUCUGCAAUAAAGUUAAAGCUUUUUUGGACUAUUAUGACAUCCCCUACAAAGUUGUUGAAGUCAACCCAAUUAGUAAGAAAGAGAUAAAAUGGUCCGAUUACAAGAAGGUUCCUAUACUGAUGGUGGAUGGCGAGCAGCUAGUUGACUCAUCAGAUAUCAUUGACAAGCUGGGUCAAAAAAUACUUCCUGAAAGGUCAGCCAAACCAGCCACAGAAGAUGAUGACAGUGAAGAGAGAAAGUGGCGGAGAUGGGUUGACAAUCACUUGGUGCAUGUCUUAUCACCAAACAUCUACAGGAAUACCUCUGAGGCUCUUGAGUCAUUUGAUUAUAUCACAAGCAAUGGUAAUUUCAGCUUCACCGAGAAAAUUAUGGUAAAAUAUGCUGGAGCUGCUGCAAUGUACUUUGUAUCCAAGAACCUGAAGAAGAAGUACAAUAUUACUGAUGAACGUGCUGCCCUCUAUGAUGCUGUGGAGACAUGGGUUGAUGCCUUAAAUGGCGGGGAGUUCUUGGGGGGCUCAAAGCCUAAUUUGGCUGAUCUUGCUGUCUUUGGUGUUUUAAGACCGAUCCGAUAUUUGAGGUCUGGUAAAGAUAUGGUGGAGCACACUCGUAUUGGGGAAUGGUACUCAAGAAUGGAGAGUGCUGUGGGAGAGUCCUCAAGGAUUAAGGCUUGAACUGAAAUCCUGUUAGAUUCAGGAGCAUGCUUUCUGCUUUUCAAACUGAUGCUCGCUAAUUGGUUCUGUAUCCAAGUAUAGCCACCUGUAGAAAAAGACGAGUCCAUAUCAUUCUUGAUUUUUUCUCCUCCAAGAUUUAUGACAUUUGGUGGUAAUAUAUGUCUUAACAAAAUUUUUGGGAUUCUUUCAUCAUUGUUUCACUUUGUAAUAAACGUCCAACCAAUACGAAGGAAAGGAGGUGUUUUAUAUACACGAUUUUUCAGGACUGCUACAAAAAUGGUCGUUUCUUGUGUAUAAGCUGUUUUAUCUGGUUUGACUAUUGCCAGAAUCCUGGAACUGCGUCUAUUUAUGUUAUGAAAAAUGAGAAAUUUGUUUCC
This is a messenger RNA of Eucalyptus grandis, 1706 nucleotides long. RefSeq names its product prostaglandin E synthase 2. Gene Ontology annotation, cellular component: mitochondrion. Lineage: Eukaryota; Viridiplantae; Streptophyta; Magnoliopsida; Myrtales; Myrtaceae. Gene Ontology annotation, molecular function: prostaglandin-E synthase activity. Bases 1 to 1329 code for a protein of 442 amino acids. The transcript has 7 exons. The record is from RefSeq and is a predicted model, not a curated record.